This is a messenger RNA of Trichoplusia ni (cabbage looper), 1076 nucleotides long. RefSeq lists its product as uncharacterized. Bases 460 to 1056 code for a protein of 198 amino acids. The record is from RefSeq and is a predicted model, not a curated record. The transcript is spliced from 2 exons. NCBI's taxonomy places the organism in Eukaryota, Metazoa, Arthropoda, Insecta, Lepidoptera, Noctuidae.
UCGGUCCGUGAAUGGGUGAGCAUCUAUGCCAUAACGAGUAUCUCUAUAGAAGGAACAAAUGUUUGUGGAUCACACAAAUUCUUGUCCUGCCCGGAAAUAAAACUCAUGACAUGCCUUUAAGCCGGGCUCAGAAGUAGGUGGUGACCUAUAACCCUAUAACACUCGGCUACUCAGUCAGUCUAAGUGUAAGGAAUUCCAAAUAGUUUGCAAAUGAAACACUGGCUUAAAAUCAGUAAAACUUCUAAAAAAGAAGAUUUUAAAAGUAAAUUUAUGACAUGACGAAUGUGACAAAUAUUUAGCCGAGGAUUUUUUGCUAUCCCGACGUGUUUUUUAUAUUUUAUUUUUUUAUGUAAUUUUUUUUACACUUUUUGUUUACAUUAUUUUACAGCUACAUUAAACCGAUGAAACGAAUUGGAAAAAUAGUUUUUCGUGGCAAAGUGAUAAGAUACACGCCCAGCCAUGUGUCGCACUGCGCACGCGCUGUUACAAACCGGGAUAUGUGGUAUACAGAUGUUAGUGAGGGUCUUUAUGACCGUCAUCCUUAUGAUAGAGAACGUCAUUAGGAUGGUCCUGCAAACGUUUUACAACUUCAUAUCGUUUUUGUUGCAAAUGAUAUCGCUGAUACCAAUCUGCAUAGUGUUCCUCCUGACGGCGCGGCUCAAGUGCUUCAUGUGCGGCGGCGGCGGGCCCUGCCCCGUCAACAGGGGCGGCACCUGCGACUGCCUCAUGUCCUUCAUCGCCAUCGUCAUCAUCUUCUUCAUAUUCAGAGCGACUGGAGUUCUUGACAAAAUAUUCUACAGCUUGGGAUACGCUAAAGCUAAACCCUUAGCCCACACGAGGUUCGUGCCCACACCUGGCGACAUUACUGAGUGCUCUAGGAACGAUUCCACCGAGUCCAGUUCUUUCGAAACUACUUUGGCGAUGAUGGAUUCCGACUCGUCCAGCACUACCGACAUGUAUAAAUUACAAGAGUAUUUUUAUAAUCAGGACCUCUCUACAAAAGAUUCGCCUUAUAGAAAUAACACUACGACAACCAUAUUUUAUUAUGUCGUUUGAAAUUAAAUGUAUCCAAAAUG